Molecule: messenger RNA, 1068 nt
Organism: Ectocarpus siliculosus
Lineage: Eukaryota; Phaeophyceae; Ectocarpales; Ectocarpaceae
Source: the annotation of a GenBank genome assembly
AUGAACAUCGUGAGCCGGUGCUGCAAGCACCCGGAGUGCAGCAAGGUGCCCCACUUCGGCAACGACCAGGAGCGGCCGCUGUACUGCGGGGAGCACAAGUUGCCCGGGAUGGUCAACGUCGCCAAUCGCAGGUGCGAUGCCCCUGGGUGUCAGCGGCAGCCCACGUACGGGAACAAGGGGGACAAGCGGCCUCGCUUCUGCUCAACGCACAAGCACCCGGGCAUGUACGACGUGAUCGCGCGGCGCUGCGAGCACGAGGGGUGCCUGACGCGAGCGGCGUUCAACUUCCGCGGGGAGAAGGUGGUGAAGUUCUGCGCCGCCCACAAGCAGGAAGGGAUGGAGAACCUCAAGAGCAAGUGCUGCGAGGCCGAGGGCUGCAAGAAGUACCGCGUCUACGGCUACGACGGCAAGCCGGCCGUGUGCUGCGCCUCCCACAAGAAGGAAGGCAUGGUGGACGUCCGCAGCAGCCGGUGCGAGUUCGAGGGCUGCUACCGGCACCCCAGCUUCGGCCACAGCCGCAACCAAUCGCAGAAAGCCGCCGGAGGCGGCGCCGCCGCAGCCAAGGGGGGGCGCGGAGGGCGGGGCGGAGGAGGGGGGGGGGGAGGGGGGGCCGCCUCCAAGCCUGCCGCGGCUGCGGGGGCGGCCCCGAAGGGGGGGGGGGGGGGUACGGCGCGAAAACGCCGGCCGGGAGCAACGGGGGGGGGGGCAACAGCGAGCUCUCCCGGGGGGGACGGGGUGAUUCCCGGGAGCGGGGAAGACGUCAAGCCGUCCUCGUUCUUCGGAGGAGGCCACGGCACGACGGCGCCGUCGUCGUCGUCGUUGCCGUUGUUGGGAGCUGGACAAGAAGAACGGGCGUGGAUGGGCGUCGCGGGUAUUUCCUCGCCCCCCCCACCCCCACCCGGAGGCGGCGGCAAGCCGGCGGCGGCGGCGGCGGCGGCGGGAGACGUUAUCGGCAACGGCGACGACAGCGGCAGCAGUAGCAACGGCCAGCAGUCUGGCGAAGCUGCGGCUGCUGGGCGGGAGGCUCGGAAGCGCGGCAGAGGGGCAGCCGGGAAGAGAGGGAGGUGA